Falco peregrinus (peregrine falcon) is the source of this 2621-nucleotide messenger RNA. RefSeq names its product dynein regulatory complex subunit 3 (gene DRC3). Gene Ontology annotation, molecular function: protein binding. The record is from RefSeq and is a predicted model, not a curated record. Bases 130 to 1794 code for a protein of 554 amino acids. The transcript is spliced from 13 exons. NCBI's taxonomy places the organism in Eukaryota, Metazoa, Chordata, Aves, Falconiformes, Falconidae.
CACGUGGUCUCCCUUAGCAACGUGCCUGGGCUUCCUUAGCAGCCGGCGCCGAGCCGCGAGUGGAGGCAGGGCCGGAGGAGCGGAGCGGGCCUGGAGCCUCGGGGACCCGGGGGCUGUUACCAUCUGAAAAUGAGUCACUUAUACAAUAGCAUUGAGCCAAACGUUAUUGAUGAUGAAAUGGUUCAGAAAGCCAUUGAAGAACAGUACCCAGAGGACAAAAGAAAGCUUGCCAAAAGGGAAGAUAUUAACUUUAAGAAUGUGACGGAGCUACAGCUUAGUUUUAGAAAUAUCCUACAGAUUGAUAAUCUGUGGCACUUUGAGAAUCUGACUAAACUGCAGCUGGACAACAAUGUCAUUGAGAAGAUAGAAGCUCUGGACAGUCUGGUUCACCUUGUAUGGCUCGACCUGUCCUUCAACAAUAUUGAAGUAAUUGAGGGCCUGGAUACCCUUGUCAAACUGCAAGACCUCAGUCUCUACAAUAACAGAAUAUCUAAAAUAGAGCACAUGGACAUGUUGCAAGAGCUACAGAUUUUCUCCAUAGGAAAGAAUAACCUGAUCACUCUGCAAGAUGUGAUCUAUCUCAGGAGGUUUAAAAACUUACGGACACUGAAUCUCAUUGGGAACCCUCUUUGUGAUGAUGAGCAGUAUACGCUAUUUGUUGUUGCACACCUUCCAGACCUAGUAUACUUGGACUUCAGGCUCGUGUGUGACACCAUGCGAGAAGUCGCAGUUUUAAAGUAUCAAGAUCUUACUGAGCUGUUGGAAAGUGAGGAGGCUCAGGCCCUGGCUCAGCUGAAGGAAAAACAGGCAAAGCAGAAAGAGCUGGAGUACCACAAGACAGCCUUUGUUGAGUACCUGAAUGGAUCAUUCCUGUUUGACAGUAUGUAUGCAGAGGAUACAGAAGCUGCCAAACUGACUUGCCUCCCUGGAGUGGGUGAACUGCUGCAAGCGUACAGGAAGGAGUUUGUCUCAGUUUGUGAGAACCUUUUCAACUACGGUCUGAAAGAGUAUGAAAACCGAGAAGCUGAAGUCUCUGAUUUCUACAAAAGCCUUCAUGAAGCAUUAACAGCCAACCAGCAAGAAGGCAGGAAAAUAAUCCUAGACUUUGAAAAUCGGAAGAAAAGGAGGCUGGAUGAGAUUCAUAAUGCCAGUAGUUAUGAUAUUGCUGAGUCUAAACGAGCCAAGUACAAGGAGGACAUACUUCAGCUGUCAGAAGCACUCAUGACCUUGGAAAUGCUGAUAGCUGACCAUCUGGAGGAACAAAUAAAGGAUUUUAAAGGAAACAUUGCUGUCACAGCAUCAACAUUGAUUGAAAAUGUUAAAGGGAUGAUGACCCAGUGCCGGGACCUGGAAAACCGUCACCAUGAAAAGCUGCUGGAGAUCUGCAUCAUGACACUGGAGAAAUCAGUCAAGAAUGAGCUUGAUAAGGAUUUGCCAGCUGAUGUUCAAAUGCUUCUUGUGGACAAAACCACCAUUGUCGAUGCAGUCAACGCGUCCCAUGGCAUCCGCCUGCUGAAGAUUGAUAAGCGAGAGAGCAACAUCCUCAGCAAUACCUACCGCUGGCAGGCCUCUGUGACAGAGAAGGCUUUCCAAAACGAGAUUGACAGAAACCGCAACCGUGUCAAAGAGAUCAUUCAAUACAUUGACCGUCUCCAGGAGGAGCUGGAUAACGUAGAGAUCCUGGAGCCGAUGCAGGCAUGCAAGACAGCCCCCGACAGGGAUGGCUGCCUCUUUAUGCCUGAGCUGCCUGGGAUACUUCAGGUCGAAGGCAUUACUUCUUCCAUCCCACCAUGAACUGCAAAUAAAAGAUACUACUUGACUCUGGAAAAGCGUACAAAGCUCUGCCUCUUCCAUCAUGUUGGCAUGAAGCCCCUGCAGACAGAGCUCAGACCUGGUCACAAGGGGUUAUGGAUCAGCUGUGAACUGAUUGAACCAAAUCAUCGUAGCAGAUCAUGCCUGAGAGCUUUGGUACCUGCAAGCACAGUGGCAGGAACCUGUGAGCCGAGGGCACGUGGCAGCAGCCUGGGAGAGGAGUGCUCUCCAUCAAAACACCCCCAAGAUAACAGCAGGUUUCCAGCUCAGCAAGCACAGGGCUGGUGGGGGCUCUGCGUGCCCAGGAGCCUUGUCUGCUCACCGCCUCUCGCAAAAGCAGCUUUCUGCAGCGUGAACAGAGCAGCCCCCAGCUAGCAGGAAGGGAAAUCAAUGGUUCCACAGGAGCUCACACACUGCCGCUCGCAACAGCCAGAUGAGGAGUCAUUAAUUCCCUUCCUUGCUCAGUGACAGCAGCUGCUACGCUCACUUGUGGGCAGCUUCUGAGGAAUAAUGCUGGCCGGGGCGGUACUGCUGGAGGCAAGCAGAGAGUAGAAAGGUGGGAAGGUUAAACGAGAGGGUGGCUGCAUACGCGCUCUGGGGAGACCGGGUCUCUCAGAAAGCCCUGUGGCUGGUGCUGCCCAUCAUACACAGAUUUAGCUCAUAGUGCUCUGUGCUUUUGAAGAUGGCUGGAGCCCAGGUUCCCCCAUUCUUGCUCCAGGACCGCACUGUUGUCUCCCUGCUACUCCCUGGCUACAAGGACAGAGCACCUGGCACGGCGAGGCUCACACAGAGAUGCGGAGGGAGCAGAU